UGACAGCACUACGCGAGCACUGGGACGAGGCCAAUGCCCGCGUGCUGCAGCGCAAGGCGCAGCUGGACGCCAUGCUGGGCGACUCGCAGCGAUACGAGGCCCGACGCCGCGACGCCGACGCCUGGCUGUCGCGCAUGGAGGCCCGCCUCGCUGCCAUGCAGCCGCCUGCCAACACCGCUGAUGUACUGGAGAUGCAGCUGCGGGAACAGAAGUCAUUCCACGCUGAAGUGCAUCAAUACAAACACCAGAUCGAACUAUUCGGCCAGCUGACACAGCGUCUGAUUGCAGUUUAUCGCAAUGACGAUACGACUCGCAUCAAACGUUCCACUGAGGCUAUCAACCACAGAUACAAUGAGCUGAACAACAGCAUUGUCGCUCGAGGCAAAGCGUUGCAUUCAGCUGUAUCGUCGCUGCAGAACUUCGACCGAUCGCUGGAAAAAUUCGUCGCUUGGUUGAGUGAGGCGGAAUCGUUGCUGGACGCUGCGGAGCGGGAUCCUCAUCUGUUAAAGGCAGACAUUUGA
Messenger RNA from Spodoptera exigua (beet armyworm), 521 nucleotides. NCBI's taxonomy places the organism in Eukaryota, Metazoa, Arthropoda, Insecta, Lepidoptera, Noctuidae. The record is from the annotation of a GenBank genome assembly.